AUGACAUCAACAACCAUAGCCAACUUGAAAAAUCAAAUUUUCCAACCAGUAUCCCAGCCACCACAACCUCAGGCACAACCACAGCCACCAUCAUCAUCGACGCUGAGAAAAGUAGUAUUCAACAUCUCCCAAAAUUUCAAAGUGGUCAAGGUCUUGGGCGAAGGAGCAUAUGGGAUAGUAGCAUUGGCAGUGCAUAUACCAACACAGACAAAAGUCGCCAUCAAGAAAAUCGAGCCUUUUGAACGUCCGCUUUUCUGCCUCCGUACACUUCGAGAAAUCAAACUCCUUUCGAAAUUCAGCAACCAUGAAAACAUCGUGAGGCUUUACGAUGUCCAGAAACCAAGCAGCUAUGCCCAGUUCAACGAAGUGUACUUGAUUCAGGAGUACAUGCCUAGUGAUUUACACAACAUCAUCCAAACGCACGUAUUGAGCGAUCAACACGUGCAAUUUUUCCUCUACCAAAUCUUUAAAGGGUUGAAAUUGAUCCAUUCUGCUGGUGUCAUUCAUCGUGAUCUAAAGCCGUCCAACAUUUUGGUUAAUGAGCACUGCGACUUGAAAAUUUGCGACUUUGGCUUGGCGAGAUUGGACUCCGUCAAUUAUAAGGGGGAGAAGAUCAGCUUGCUUACGGAGUACGUUGCCACUAGAUGGUACCGUGCACCUGAAAUUAUGCUCAAUGCCUCUGAUUACUCCACCGCCAUCGAUGUUUGGUCAGUGGGGUGUAUAUUGUUUGAAUUGUUAAUCUACAAGGCCAUUUUCCCCGGCUCCGACUACAUUAAUCAGUUGAAAUUGAUCUUUGAAGUCUUGGGUACUCCAUCCGAAAGUGAAUUGCAAGAAGUUGUCAAGUCCAAGAGAGCCAAGAUUUUCAUCCAGUCACUCCCCACUAGGCAAAAGAUGAACUUCCAUGAGUUCAUCACCUGCCACCCUUUCCGGAGAUUGAAGCACCAGGAGAGAGCUGCCGAUUUGAACCCUUUGGCGGUCGACUUGUUGGAGAAAUUGUUGGUAUUUGAUCCUAACAAGAGGUUGACUGUCAAGCAAGCCUUGAAGCAUCCAUACUUGGCCAGCUAUCACGAUCCACUUGACGAGCCUGUGACUCUGGCGGUGCCGAUUGAAGAGUUUGCCUUUGAUGUCGAAAAGAAGGAUUUGGAUGUGGAAGAUUUGAAAAAACAAAUCUUUAACCAAAUCAUGCAACGAAAGAAAUGA
This is a messenger RNA of Lodderomyces beijingensis, 1200 nucleotides long. Lineage: Eukaryota; Fungi; Ascomycota; Pichiomycetes; Serinales; Debaryomycetaceae. The record is from the annotation of a GenBank genome assembly.